Messenger RNA from Iphiclides podalirius (scarce swallowtail), 327 nucleotides. NCBI's taxonomy places the organism in Eukaryota, Metazoa, Arthropoda, Insecta, Lepidoptera, Papilionidae. The record is from the annotation of a GenBank genome assembly.
AUGGAAACCGACGAGGACUCGGACCGGCCAGUGUUCAUGCCAAGGAAGUCGCUGGCACGUAUACCUCCUCGCAGUCAUGAGGAGGUCACCAAGACAAGUGCCUGUACUUCAGGAGGCUUAAAGCGGACCCUGCAGUCACCGGAGGAAGUUGGUACGGCCCUGCAAAAACCGAGAAUGGAGCUGCGAAUGUGCCGCCCUACUACCCCCCGGCUCCCACCCCCCCUAUUGGUGCGACAUCCUCUGGCGGAGCACCAAUUCCGGACACACAGGGCACGCAUGGUCAGGCAUUGGACACGGGGUUGGAGAAAAGCUCCAAAAUGGAGCUCU